Seriola dumerili (greater amberjack) is the source of this 3524-nucleotide messenger RNA. It is a transcript of the gene dnajc3b, whose product is annotated as dnaJ homolog subfamily C member 3-like. Bases 342 to 1838 code for a protein of 498 amino acids. Gene Ontology annotation, cellular component: endoplasmic reticulum. Lineage: Eukaryota; Metazoa; Chordata; Actinopteri; Carangiformes; Carangidae. Gene Ontology annotation, molecular function: misfolded protein binding; protein-folding chaperone binding. The transcript has 12 exons. The record is from RefSeq and is a predicted model, not a curated record. Gene Ontology annotation, biological process: protein folding in endoplasmic reticulum.
AAAGUGUCCGGGUCGCCAGUUGUUCAGCUUCUCCAUCGUUUUGUUACGUGAAUGUGUUUGAAGUUCACGUAAAGCCCAGUUAUUCCUGUUUUAGGAAGAAAGGCGCUGGUAAACGGUUCGUUUUUUUUAGGAGAGGGGGAACCUUUCAGUGGCGUAUCUCAUUUCCACACGGAAUACUGACACACCGGGAUCGUAAAUACAGCGUCGUUGCUGCCCGUUUGGUCUGGCAGAGAGAAAAGAUGAGGAUUUAAUAACGAAUAAUCAUUGUUUCAAUGAAACGAGUAGGUAUUUUCACUAGACGUGGAAGCAGAGCCGGUGUCAGGGAGUGAACAGGUUCAGUAAUGGAGUCGUGUCGGCGGACCGGACUCAGCGGGGUCCUGUGCUCGCUGUCACUGUUGUGUGUCAUCCUGGACAUCCAGCUGGACGGUGUCUUAGGGGCAACUCAUGUCGAGAUCGAGCACCACUUGGAGAUGGGCCGCAAACUUUUGGCAGCCGGUCAGCUGGCUGAAGCCUUGUCCCACUACCACUCUGCUGUGGAGGGAGACUCUAAGAAUUACCUGACCUACUACAAGCGAGCUGCGGUGUUCCUGGCUAUGGGAAAAUCCAAAUCUGCCCUGCCAGACCUGACCAGAGCCAUUCAGCUCAAGCCUGACUUUUUGGCUGCCAGGUUGCAGAGAGGCAACAUCCUGUUAAAGCAGGGCAACACACAGGAGGCCAAAGACGACUUUAACGCAGUGCUGCAGCGAUCUCCAGACCACGAAGAGGCCCAGGACCAGCUGAUUAAGGCAAACGAGCUGGAGGAGCUGCAGGAGGAGGCCCAUGCUGCAUACCACCAAGGGGACUACAGCGCCACCAUCACUGUGCUGGAGAGAGUUAUAGAGAUCUCUCCCUGGGAUCCUGAGUCACGGGAGCUUCGUGCAGAUUGUUACAUCCGAAUGGGCGAUCCGCAGAAAGCCAUCCAGGACCUGACGCCAACGACGCGGCUACGCAACGACAACCGCGCUGCCUUCCUGAAGCUCAGCCUGCUGCACUACAGGCUCGGAGAACACCACGACUCACUCAAUCACAUCCGAGAGUGUCUGAAGCUCGACCAGGAUGACAAGGAGUGUUUCAGCCACUACAAGCAGGUGAAAAAGCUCAGCAAGCAGCUGGACUCAGCAGAAGGAUACAUUCAGGAGGAUAGGUGUCAGGAGGCCAUCGAUAAGUAUGAAUCUGUGAUGAAAACUGAGCCCAAUGUGGAAUACUACACCAACCUGGCCAAAGAGAGGAUCUGCUUCUGCCUCGUCAAGAUUAAAUUGGCGAUGGAGGCGAUAGACGCGUGCUCAGAGGCCCAUCAGAGAACCCCCCGCAACGCCAACGUCCUCCGAGACCGAGCGGAGGCUUACAUCCUCAACCAGGACUAUGAGAAAGCGGUGGAGGACUACCAGGAGGCGAGAGAGUUUGACAGCGACAGCAACGAUAUCAGAGAAGGACUGGAACGAGCGCAGAAACUGCUCAAAAUCUCUCGCAAGAGAGAUUACUAUAAGAUCCUCGGCGUCAACAGGAACGCCAACAAGCAGGAGAUCAUCAAGGCGUACAGGAAGCUGGCACAGCAGUGGCAUCCCGACAACUUCCAGUCCGAGUCAGAGAAGAAGGAAGCGGAAAAGAAAUUCAUCGACAUCGCAUCAGCUAAAGAGGUCCUAACCGACCCAGAAAUGAGGCAGAAGUUUGACGCAGGUGAGGAUCCCCUGGACCCGGAAAACCAGCAGGGUGGAGGUGGAGGACAACAAGGUUGGCCUUUUCACUUCAACCCCUUUGAGUCUGGGGGCAGCUUCCACUUCAAGUUCCAGUACAACUAAAGUAGGCGGACUUUACGAACAGGGGGGUUGGGGACAUUUGUUGGACGGAUGGGACAUUGGGGGAAUAUCUAUGGCGGAUUUGUGGAGACGUCUUCCCCCAGAACUUGUGCUUCAACUUGGACACAGUUUUUUUUUUUUUUUUUUUUUGGGCUACUUGAACCUUUGAGUGGAGGCUUGAGCUUUUUAGUGAAAAAAACAGGACUUCUUACCACAGAAACUGAGGACCCAGCUGUGGCUACUGUUGAACUAACUCGUUGCUCUGGUUGAAGAAAAUGAAGUCUGGUGUCAAUAUUUCAAAUUCUUAGGAAAGGUGAUGGUUGAAAGCAGUCAUUACUGGACUUCUUUCUUUUUGGUAUGUCUGCUCUUAUUACUCAUUUCUUUCUUUGUGCCAUUUUUUUGAAACUUUACCAAGAGACUUGAUUUUUUUAAACGCAGUCGCUCCUGCUUGGACAUCACAUAAAAGGCUGUGGGGUUGCUGGUUUUCUGCUUGCAGUAUUCUUUAAAGGAAAUACAUGCUUACUGAUCUCAGUCUAUAUUUUUGACCAUGUCAAAGCAUCUCUACAGUAGAGAACCAAAACUUUUAUAUUUAAUGACAUCAAGAGACACAUGUUGUUGUGCUUCUACAUUAAUGGUAAGUAGGUGAGACUUUAGCACUAUUACAUGAAACUUGUGGGUGUAAAAGUUUUGAAAUCCUAUGGAUCUUAAAUCAGAGUAGUCGCUCUGUGGUCGGUUGUUUUUGAUUUUGCUUUAAAUGGCCGUUGGUUUUGUACAGUGAUCUAAUUGGAAUAAUGUGUGAAUUCUGCAUUUGGGUGGAAAUAUUAUGUUUUCAACAAGCUAUAUCUCCAAGGAACAUUAUGGAUGUAACCAAAUUUGAAGAGUUGGUUAAAACGCAAAAAAAUAAUAACUGAAAAAACUUUGACUAUUUAUUGCACAAAGGUGUAGCAACUGAUGACUGAGUCAAGAACUGUAGUAUUUCUCUCUUUUCACUCAUUUCAAAGCAUGUCUUUGAAAACUUGCACUUUUAAUCUUUCGUUUGAAAAACCUCUCCACAUGGUCUCCACUCCUGAAUUGUUACUGCAGGCUUUUAAAAAGCCUUUCAAAGACUCUUUACAAACCAAGUGUGUCUUCAGUGGCUAUCUGAUCACCUCAUAUAUAUAAAAAGGUCUAACAGAGGAAAAAGUGCACAUGUCGAAUGUUCUACUUGUAGCUUGAAAACCUGAGGCAGACUGUAUGUAAUUCAUAAACGGUGUGUUGGGAUAAUAUUUGUCCAUCAGGUCGCACUGAGGCACAAACUGAAAACCGAACCAUUAAGUUGAAUAUGUAAAAUGCAACUUUGCAAAUGAGCCUCAUUUUUUUUCUACCAUGCAAGACACACAACAGUUUAACCACAAGCUAAGAAAACAUUCUUUGGAAGUUUUGAUUUUUUUUUUUUUUUUUUGUGAGCACAAAUUAAGUUAUUUUGUCAAUAAUAGCUUAAGGAAAAUGACUGUAACUGCUUUGACUCCUAUCUACUGCUCGACUGUGUGAACCAAUGUGACAGGCUCUUUGUAUUUAAAUCAGCUGAGUGGGACUGUUGUUGUUUCUGGGUUUUCUUUUCAGGGUUUUCUGUUUUUAGUGGCAUCAAUUUGUCUGUUGCCAAACUGAAUCAGCUGACAUGCUCAAGUGUAUUAAAAAUAUUGAAACAAU